CCUCUGUUCAGUCAGUCUGUUUCCUCCUCCUUCUCCCCAAGAUCAGGCCGCGGUGUCUUCUCUCUGCUGCCGGUAACGAUGCUCCGGGCCUGGUGUACGGUGUUUUUGGGGGUGGUGCUCCUAGUUGGGGUAUUCGGGGAGCAGGAGGAGGACGAUGAGGACCCUCACGGAAAACACCUCUACUCGGCCGAGAUGUUCAGCCAUGCAGUGAAAGAGGCGCCUCACUUCAUCAUGUUCUUCGCCCCCUGGUGUGGGCACUGCCAACGUUUACAGCCAACCUGGAAUGACCUAGGCGACAAGUACAACAAUAUGGAAAAGCCUCCAGUCUAUGUUGCCAAGGUGGAUUGUACAGUGGAUCAGUCAGUUUGCUCUGCAAAUGGUGUUCGUGGGUAUCCAACUCUGAAGCUGUUUAAAGCAGGCCAAGAAGCUGUGAAGUACCAGGGAGUAAGGGACUUUCAGUCUCUGGAAAACUGGAUGCUCCAGACAGUAAACGAAGAACCAGAAAAACCAUCAACUGAGGAGGAAGUUCCAAAGGCCCCAGAACCCAAGCAAGGCUUAUAUGAACUCACAGCAGAAAACUUCAAGGAUCAUGUAGCAGAGGGAAGCCAUUUUAUCAAAUUUUUUGCCCCAUGGUGUGGGCAUUGCAAAUCUCUGGCCCCAGUUUGGGAACAACUUGCAUCUUCAUUUCAGGAAUCUAAAACUGUGACAGUCGCUAAGGUUGAUUGUACUCAACACAAUGAGUUGUGCUCUCAAAACCAAGUGCGUGGCUAUCCAACAUUGCUGUGGUUUAGAAAUGGUGAAAAGGCUGACCAGUACAAAGGAAAGCGUGAUCUUGAUUCCCUUAAGGAAUAUGCAGAAAGUCAACUGAAUGCUGCUGAAGAAAAGGAGACUGACGAAGUACCACCACAAGCGGAGAAGCCUGCUGAAACGGAAUCAAAGGUCUUGGUUCUAAAUGAAAACAACUUUGAUUCGACUGUUGCUACUGGUGUAAGCUUCAUUAAGUUUUAUGCUCCAUGGUGUGGACACUGUAAGCAUUUAGCUCCUACAUGGGAUGAACUUUCCAAAAAAGAUUUUCCAGGUUUGAGUGAUGUUAAAAUAGCCAAGGUCGACUGCACAGUGGAGCGUUCCCUUUGCAACAGAUUUUCAGUUCGUGGAUAUCCAUCACUGAUACUUUUCCGUGCUGGGGAAAAAGUCGAUGAGCAUGAAGGUGCCAGAGAUCUUGAAACUCUGCAGAACUUCGUUGUACGUCACUCUAAAGAUGAAUUAUAAGACCAUGCUAAACCCUAUGGGUUUGUGCUGCCUGACUGGGCCAAACAAUUAUUGAAUUCUACCCAUGCAGUACUUUUGGUGGAACACUGAAUUUGCUAAAGUGAUUUUCAGCUAAGCUUGUUGGUGUUCUACAAAAGACACCUGACUUGAAGGAAAAAAAUAGUAGGUGUCUUGGUUUUAUCUUUUGAAAAUACCACAGACCUCUUCUUCAAAAACAUCUCCGGAUGUAGUCAAUAAUGCCACUACUAUGGACCACAAGGCAGAGCUUUCACUCUGCCUAAAGAGAAACUUACACUUAUUUGCUGGUGGGUUGUUGUUUUUUUCUGCUCAAAUCCAAGAUGGUGUGAAGUGCCUUAGUGUAUUUGGGUGACAAGAUGAGAGGCAUACAUUCAAUAUUUCUGUUAACGUGGUUUUUUUCCCCUCUCCCCUGAUUUCCCUUUAGAUGGUUGCCCAUCUAACAUGUUUUUUGUUAUUGUGUACUGUUAUGUACUACCAGCAUCUGAGGUAAAGGCACAUCAGCCCCAAUAAAACAUAUCUUUUUAUAUGGAAAACACAAGUGCACCAUUUUCUUAUUUCCUGAAUGGAGCUAUGUAAGGCAAUUUGAAAUGCCAUCAUAGGGAACCUAUAACAAACAUGUAGUAAUGUUCAGAUUUAUACCUGAGCCUUCCCAUAUGUUGUCCUUGUAGGUUUUAGCCUUCCAUUCCAUAUGGCUUCUUCUUUAGUAUCAAAAUGUGAAUUGCUGGUGGUUCAAAGGGAUCUUCAAAUUAUAGGCCAAAAGAGCUGAACUGAAAAACUAUCUUAUUCUGGGAAUUUUUCCUAAUCUGUUUCUGAUCUAAAAUAUAAAAAAUACUUUGUAUAAAAA
Messenger RNA from Pelobates fuscus (common spadefoot toad), 2131 nucleotides. RefSeq names its product thioredoxin domain containing 5 (gene TXNDC5). The transcript is spliced from 10 exons. Lineage: Eukaryota; Metazoa; Chordata; Amphibia; Anura; Pelobatidae. The record is from RefSeq and is a predicted model, not a curated record. Bases 79 to 1269 code for a protein of 396 amino acids. Gene Ontology annotation, cellular component: endoplasmic reticulum. Gene Ontology annotation, biological process: protein folding. Gene Ontology annotation, molecular function: protein disulfide isomerase activity.